UCACUAUGUACAGCGCGCUACGGCUUCAGCUUUUUAUAUAAUUCCGCUUUCCUGUCUCAAACUUGCAAAGCUGCGAAGCUUCUGCAGAAUAGAAAUGGACUUGUCUCGCCGAAGAAUGAGGCUUUAUUUAGAAUUUCUUUUAUUCAUUUCUUUGUUUCAGGUUUUAUUUAUUGGACCAGCGGUGAUUGCACAAACGACCAAUGAUGGACUAAGGCAGAGACAUUCUGAAGGAUAUUGUGCAAUGUAUGACAUUUGUGGAAAUCGAAGUGAUGGAAAAGUAUUGAACUGUCCCUAUGGUUCUCAAGCUGUAAAGCCAGAUGAGUUACUUUCAUCAAAGAUUCAAAGUUUGUGCCCGACUAUCACUGGAAAUGUUUGUUGUACAGAAGCUCAAUUUGCCACUCUCCGGACUCAAGUCCAGCAAGCAAUUCCUUUCCUUGUAGGCUGUCCAGCAUGCUUGAGAAACUUUUUGAAUCUGUUCUGUGAGCUUUCCUGCUCUCCAAACCAAAGUUUGUUCAUCAAUGUGACUUCUGUAGCCAAGGUAAAAAACAACUUGACUGUGGAUGGAAUUGACUUUUACAUAACAGAUGCAUUUGGUGAGGGGUUGUAUGAAUCUUGCAAGGAUGUCAAGUUUGGUACCAUGAAUACUCGUGCUCUGGAAUUUAUUGGUUCUGGUGCUAAAAAUUUUAAAGAGUGGUUUGCUUUUAUUGGUCGGCAAGCAGGGCUUAACUUGCCUGGUUCACCAUAUGCCAUUCAAUUCCAGCCAACUGCUCCUGAAUCAUCUGGGAUGAAACCUAUGAAUGUAUCUACUUAUUCCUGUGGAGAUGUUUCACUUGGUUGCUCUUGUGGUGAUUGCCCUUCAUCUCCUGUGUGCUCUAAUACAGCUCCACCUCUAUCCCAUAAAGGGGCUACAUGUUCAGUUCGAAUUGGAUUUCUUAAGGCGAAAUGUGUCGACUUAUCUUUAGCUAUCCUCUAUGUAGUUUUGGUUUCUAUGUUUUUUGGAUGGGGCUUGUUUCAUUGGACAAGAAAAAGGAGCAGGUCUUUUCGAAUGAAACCAUUUUUGAGUACAGCGGAUGGUGGUGCAUCUCAUUCUAUUAGUAGGCAAAAUGCUGAGAACCUCCCCAUGCAGAGGCUAGAAGAUGCUAAUCAAAGUAGCACUGGGGUUCAACUUUCUUUUGUGCAAGGAUAUAUUUCAAACUUUUACAGGAAAUAUGGACUAUGGGUUGCUAGAAAUCCAACCCUUGUAUUGAGCUUGUCAGUGGGAAUGAUUCUUCUACUUUGCUUGGGUCUAAUCCAUUUCAAGGUUGAAACACGGCCAGAGAAGCUAUGGGUAGGACCUGGGAGCAAAGCUGCAGAAGAGAAACGGUUUUUUGACAGCCAUCUAGCUCCAUUUUACAGAAUUCAGCAGCUAAUAUUAGCAACAAUUCCAGAUGCUUUGCAUGAUAAAUCACCCAGCAUUGUGACAGAGGAAAACAUUAAGUUAUUAUUUGAAAUUCAAAAGAGGAUUGAUGGAAUCCGGGCAAAUUAUUCUGGCUCAAUGAUAUCUUUUACAGAUAUUUGCAUGAAGCCAAUGGGGCAGGAUUGUGCCACACAAAGUGUUAUACAGUAUUUUAAAAUGGAUCCAAGUUAUGAUGCUGAUGAUCGACUGGAGCACGUAAAGUAUUGUUUUCAGCAUUAUACCUCUGCAGACUCAUGCAUGAGUGCUUUUAAAGCCCCACUAGAUCCAAGCACUGUAUUAGGAGGUUUUUCUGGGAGCAAUUAUAGUGAGGCUUCUGCAUUUAUAGUAACUUAUCCAGUAAACAAUGCUCUUGAUAAAGAAGGGAAUGAAACUCAAAAGGCAGUGGCUUGGGAGAAAGCCUUUAUUCAAUUAGCAAAGGAUGAGUUGUUGCCUAUGGUUCAAUCUAAAAAUUUGACGUUUUCUUUUUCGUCCGAAAGCUCCAUUGAGGAAGAGUUGAAAAGAGAAAGCACUGCAGAUGCUAUAACCAUAUUGAUAAGCUAUCUUGUGAUGUUUGCUUACAUAUCUCUGACUUUGGGUGAUACACCUCGAUUAGCUUCCUUUUACAUUUCAUCUAAGGUAUUGCUGGGCCUUUCUGGUGUUCUGCUUGUCAUGCUCUCAGUUCUUGGAUCAGUAGGAUUUUUCAGUGCUAUUGGAGUAAAAUCUACCCUAAUAAUAAUGGAAGUUAUUCCAUUUCUUGUUCUCGCAGUUGGGGUGGAUAAUAUGUGCAUAUUGGUGCAUGCUGUUAAGCGACAACCUUUGGACUUACCUCUAGAAGGAAGGAUAAGCAAUGCACUUGUGGAAGUUGGACCGUCCAUAACCCUUGCUAGUCUAUCUGAGGUUUUAGCAUUUGCGGUUGGAAGUUUCAUUCCUAUGCCAGCCUGCCGAGUAUUCUCCAUGUUUGCAGCACUGGCUGUUCUAUUGGACUUCCUUCUGCAGGUCACUGCUUUUGUUUCUCUGAUAGUUUUUGACUUUUUGCGAGCUGAGGGUAGAAGAGUUGAUUGUUUUCCAUGUAUAAAAGUAGCAUCGACAGAUGCUGGAUCUAAGAAAGGCGUUGGUGGGAGAAAACCUGGGCUACUGGCUCGAUACAUGAAGGAGGUACAUGCACCCAUUCUCAAUAUUUGGGGAGUGAAACUCUUAGUCGUUUCAGCUUUUGUUGCUUUUGCAUUGGCUAGCAUUGCAUUAUCCACCCGAACCGAGCCCGGUUUGGAUCAAAAGAUUGUUCUUCCCCGAGACUCGUAUCUUCAGGGCUAUUUCAAUAAUGUUUCAGAGUAUCUCAGAAUUGGACCACCGCUGUACUUUGUUGUGAAGAACUAUAAUUAUAGUUCAGAUUCAAUAGAUACGAGCCAGCUGUGCUCCAUCAGCCAAUGUAAUUCAGACUCUCUUUUAAAUGAGAUAGCAAGAGCAUCCUUGACACCAGAAUCAAGCUAUAUUGCUAAGCCAGCUGCUUCAUGGCUUGAUGAUUUUCUUGUAUGGAUAUCUCCAGAAGCAUUUGGUUGCUGUCGGAAGUUUACUAAUGGGAGUUAUUGUCCCCCUGAUGAUCAGCCUCCUUGUUGUGCUGCCAAUGAUAGUCCCUGUGGGCUGAGUGCAGCGUGCAAAGAUUGCACCACGUGCUUCCAUCACUCAGAUUUACAUAGUGGUCGCCCAUCUGCUGCCCAAUUUAAGGAGAAACUUCCAUGGUUCCUCAAUGCUUUGCCCUCUGCAGAUUGUUCUAAAGGCGGACACGGUGCUUACACUAGCAGUGUGGAACUGAAAGGCUAUGAAAAUGGUGUUAUUCAGGCAUCAUCAUUCCGUACCUACCAUACACCCCUCAAUAAGCAGAUUGAUUAUGUUAACUCAUUGAGAGCUGCUCGACAAUUUACUUCAAGGGUUUCAGAUUCUUUAAAGAUGGAAAUCUUCCCAUAUUCUGUGUUUUAUAUGUUCUUUGAGCAAUAUCUUGACAUAUGGAGGACUGCACUGAUCAACCUUACGAUAGCUAUUGGUGCAGUUUUUAUUGUUUGUUUAGUUAUUACAUGCAGUUUGUGGAGCUCAGCGAUCAUUUUGCUGGUGUUGGCAAUGAUUGUUGUCGAUCUUAUGGGUGUGAUGGCAAUUCUCGGAAUCCAACUGAAUGCAGUCUCUGUCGUUAAUCUUGUUAUGUCAGUGGGCAUUGCUGUUGAGUUCUGCGUGCAUAUAACACAUGCCUUUUCGGUAAGCAGCGGAAGUAAAGAUGAAAGGGUAAAGGAGGCUCUGGGUACGAUGGGAUCUUCUGUCUUCAGUGGAAUCACACUGACAAAGCUAGUUGGGGUGCUGGUUCUUUGCUUCUCAAGGACAGAAGUUUUUGUGGUGUAUUACUUCCAGAUGUACCUAGCGUUAGUACUUCUCGGUUUCUUACAUGGGCUUGUAUUUUUGCCGGUGGUUUUGAGCAUGUUUGGUCCACCGUCGAGAUGUGUGCAGGUUGAGAAGCAAGAAGGGCGGCCUCCAGUUUCAACGCAGCCCUAGUUUGAUGAUUUUCACACAAUUAAUAACUCUUUUUUGUCGAGAGUUAAAAUUCUAUUUCUGCCUUUCUGAUGUAGAAACUGCAUGUAAAACCAGAGCAAAAGGAAAGAGGGAAAAAAAAGAAUCAAACUCCCAUCCCAUCCCCAACAUGUAAAGCUUUGUUUAGAGAAAGAAAGGAGGGAAAAAGGAAUAGGAAAAUCAUAUAUAUAUAUCUAUAAAUAUUUAUAUAGCUUGCUUUGCUGUUGUCAAAUAUUCUAAUUAAUGUAGCUAAUGUAAGUUAACACUUUUGAUGGAAUGAUAAUAGUUUUGCACUCUUUAGAUUUUGACAUUUUGUAGCCGACGCGCGGAAUUUGGAGCAGUCCUUGUCUUAUCCUAUGUUAUGUAGUCUCGGUUUCCUUUUUAUUAAUUUAUUAUG
This is a messenger RNA of Durio zibethinus, 4382 nucleotides long. RefSeq lists its product as uncharacterized. The record is from RefSeq and is a predicted model, not a curated record. Gene Ontology annotation, biological process: sterol transport. Gene Ontology annotation, molecular function: lipid carrier activity; sterol binding. NCBI's taxonomy places the organism in Eukaryota, Viridiplantae, Streptophyta, Magnoliopsida, Malvales, Malvaceae. Gene Ontology annotation, cellular component: membrane.